Molecule: messenger RNA, 1065 nt
Organism: Mesorhabditis belari
Lineage: Eukaryota; Metazoa; Nematoda; Chromadorea; Rhabditida; Rhabditidae
Source: the annotation of a GenBank genome assembly
AUGGGUGUGAUGGCCGUCCGUCUAUUCAUCACGAUUCUCCUCCUUUUCCAUCAAAGUUCAUCGUCGAUUCAACAAAGCGAUCAAGUGGAUCCACCCACAUCUCCGAAUGAUCGAGAUGAGAUUCUGUCUGGUGAUCGUCGUACUUUGAACAGUAAAAAGGAUUGUCCGGAUACCGUCCUCUUGGGAUCUUGUCGAAGAGAAUUGAAUCAAACCGAAUCAAAACUCGUCGAGGCUCGAGCAAAAAUCUGCGGUCUCGAGACGGAAAUUCAAUGUGAACAAAAGGAAAGAAGUGAUGAAUUCACGAAGAUCAACUCGAAAAUCUCGCAAAGUGAUGAUCGAUCGACGAAGAUUGGUGCUGAUUUGAAAGGGAUAGAUUCGAAAGUCGCGGAAAUGUCAAGGACCAUCUCCGCGAGAAUGGCCCAAAACGAGGCGGAUUUAAUGGGGAAAAUCGCCGAGACGAAAAGGAAGAACGACGAUCUCGAAACACAAUUAAAAACUCAAAAUACGGAAUUGAGAGAUGGAAAAACCAUGAUUGGAGAGCUCGACGGGAAAAUCAACGCGUUGCAGAGCAAGAACUCUGACCUCGAAACCCAAAUACAAUUUGAAAGGGAAAACAAGACGGCCGAAAUUGCGAAGUUGAGGGCGGAUUUAAAUCGAACGAUGUCUUUCUUGGAACUGUAUCGGGAUCGAUGGUCGUAUUUGGCAAAAACCGCUUCUUGGUACAAGGUUAUCGAUCAAGGAAUGACAUUUGAUGAAGCGGUGGCAUAUUGUGCGAGUCGAAAGAGCCAUCUAGUCUCCAUUCACAGUCAGGAAGAAAACGAUUUUGUUUGGAAACUCGCGAAAAAUGUUCAUUCAAAUUGGGAGUUCUGGAUCGGACUGAAGAGAAAUCCGAACAAAGGAAAUGCUUUUGAAUGGACGGAUGGAAGUUCGGUGGAUUUCACGAAUUGGAUGGUUGGAGAGCCGGAUUCGAACACCCACGCUGAGCUUGGGAGCGGCCAUGGGCAAUGGAUGGUCUGGUCUCCUACCCAUCAACGUUAUUUUAUCUGCAAAAGGAGCUCUCAAUUC